GCCCCUCCUCCUGGUCCCUGCUGCCCUGCGAGAGCGGGAAGGCCGUCACACUCCGCCGGGGUCUAAGUGUCUAGCGCUUGUCACAGGUGUUUUGAGUCGAGCCCGGAUUCCCCAACCAGCACCUACUCCAGCGCAUCCCGCUUCGCUCUGCGGCGUCCUGGAUCUGUAGGCUGACCGCUCGGCCUGCAGCGAAAGGGUGUGUCUCUGAAGAGCGUUUUAGUUUAAAAGGAAAGAUGCUGUCUUCCAAUGACCAGAAACUCGAAAAGCUGGAUUCCUUUUAUCGACCUCCAGUGUCCAAACAGAGGACAAGUGCAGAAAUCAUAAGCGAAGCACGAAAUGCCUUAAGAACGGUUAGGACCCAAAGACCAUUUACACCCCGUGAAGACCAAAGGAAGCUAUUUGGGCCUGCCUCGUCAAGAAGCCCAGAAAACAGGCCUCCUUCCUCCUUCAGCCUUCACGCUUCCAGCUUUGAGUUAUCCGAUUCCAAGCCUAUCUCUGGGACUCGUCUCAGGCCACUUGAGCUGAAACCCAAAGCUCCAGCAUCUCCCGGCACAGAGGAUGCCUGCCUCUCCUUCCCUAAAGCUCCACUGGACCCUGCAAAGAUAAGAAAAAUCAGUGGGGCCCGAGCACGCUUCUACAGGGCUGCGUCCCAGGGAAUGCUUCUGCCUGACAGAUCCCCUCCUGCCGCCCACUCAAAGACCGUGGACGAAUCCAGCAAACCCGUUAGCGUGGGGAGUUCUACAGCGAGAAGGAAUGGGACUCAUUUGACAGCUUCCAGUGCCACUGGCCAGUUAAAGAGUCCCCCACUUCUCACCUGCGACCAAGGUUUCCAAGAAACCACAGAGCAAGAAGUGUCCCUACUGUCUCAGCUCCGACGUGGAGGGGACCCUGGGAAACGGCGUGCCAGGGCCUCCUCGUGCCCUAGCAGCUCAGACCUGAGCAGGAAGGAAACCAGGGCAGGUGAGUGUGCCUCUCUGCCCUCAGCAUCAUAGCAGAUGAGAGUGCCUCUCCUCCUUCAGCAUCCAGAGCAGGUGAGAGUGCCUCUCCUCCUUCAGCAUCCAGAGCAGGUGAGUGUGCCUCUCCGCCUUCAGCAUCCAGAGCAGCCUCCAGAGCUAGCUCACAGGAACAGGAGACAGACACAGAAGUAGAUGAAGUCUUCUGGAAAGCACGGAUUGUUCCCAUUUUGCAUGAAUUAGAAAACGAAGAAGACAUUGAAGAGAUGUGUGCAGCCUGCACCCAGCUCCAUCGCACGCUGGAGGAAGCGCGCAUGCUCGGAAAGAAGUUCAAGCGAAGAACUGUCCUGCUGAAGGCUCUGUAUAAGCUAGUGGAUGCUGACUCGGACCCGCUCAGCCUGAAGCUUGCCAAACUUAUCCUAGCACUUAAAGUGAGUGGAAAGAACCUUCUUAACGUCUGCAAACUGAUAUUUAAAAUCAGCAGGAACGAGAAGAACGACACCCUGAUGCAGGAGGAUAACAUCCUGGAAUCAUUACUGGAGGUACUGAGAGCUGAAGAGCUGCAAAGUAACACCGAGGCUUUUCUCUACUGCAUGGGGGCUCUGAAAUUCGUUUCCGGAAGCCCGGGGUUUCUUACUGAGAUGGUCAACAAGGGUGCAGUGGAAAUAUUGGCACAGCUGAUAAAGGAAAUGACGGAGGACACGGAGAAGCACGGCGUCUGCCUGCCUGAUUCUGGCCAUUUGCUAGUGCAGACAACCGCGACCUUGAGAAACUUAGUCGAUUCACCACUGACGAGAAGCAAGCUCCUGAACAUGGGGGCCUUUCCCCAUCUCUGCACAGUGAUGGAACAGCAUGCAGACGACAAGGACAUCUGUACCAACAUCGCCAGAAUCUUUAGCAAACUAACCUCUUACCGCGACUGCUGUGCAGCCCUGGCCAGCUAUUCCAGGUGUUACGCCUUGUUUCUGAGUCUAUUGAACAAAUACCAGAAGAACCAGGACUUAGUAAUUCGAAUUGUUUUUAUCCUUGGCAACCUGACAGCGAAGAGUAACCAGGCCCGGGAACUUUUCUCCAGAGAGACUGGGAGCGUGGAAACUCUGCUCACGCUGUUCCAGAGCUUCUAUCACCACAAGGAGAACUCACCAAAGCUGCAGCUCUCAGAAGCCAAGCCACAGGCAGAGGCCGAGGACGUGUUGGUCAAGCUGACCCGUGUCCUUGCCAACAUCGCCAUUCACCCGCGCAUUGGCCCAGUGCUGGCCGCCAACCCUCGGGUGGUGGGCCUGUUGCUGAGAACUCUGGAAUCCAAGUCACUGGGCGACUGCGAGGAGCUGGUGAUCAACACCAUAGCAGCCAUCAACAAUCUGUCCUUCUACCAAGUGAAGAGCUCUGUCCUACAACACAGGAAGCUGUAUGUUGCUGAACUGCUCUUAAGGCUCCUUGUGAGUAACAACAUGGAGAGGAUUCUGGAGGCUGUGCGAGUCUUCGGAAAUCUCUCCCAGGACCAUGACGUCUGCAAUUUCCUCAUGCAGAAAAAUGUACACAAGUUCAUGAUCACAUUGCUGGAAGCCAAGCACCAGGACAUUUGCUUCUCUGCCUGUGGGGUCCUCCUGAAUCUCACGGUGGACAAGGAGAAGCGAGCCAUUCUGAAAGAAGGUGGUGGCAUUAAAAAGUUAGUGGAUUGUUUGAGAGACUUCGGCCCUAGUGAUUGGCAGCUGGCCUGCCUGGUGUGCAAGACGCUGUGGAACUUCAGUGAAAACAUCACCAACGCAUCCGAGUGUUUUGGAGAUGAUGUCGCCAACACACUCCUCAUCCUCUUGUCGACAUUUUUAGAUGAAGAACUAGCCCUGAAUGGCAGUUUUGACCAAGACUUAGAAAGCUACCACAGGCUCCACUGGGAAACGGAGUUCAAGCCUGUGGCCCAGCAGCUUCUGCAACGCAUCCAGAGCCACCACUCGCUCCUGGAGCCCCUGCCUGUCCCUUCUUUCUAACGCGACAGACACAGGCCACGGGCAGAACUGGGAAGGCAGAUCGCCCUCACGCUCAGGAAAUGGUAAAAGCAUGGAAGCUUUUCAGUAUUCACAUACGUUGAGCGUUUUUAAAGUACUGAUUUUAGCGAAUAGCCUAAGUGUUUUGAAAGAAAUAAGCACCUCUUUUUCUAGGUAUUACAGAAAAUGGAUAUAUAUAUUCUCCUAUGAGAGGUAUGAGAUGGAAAUAUAUGCAUUUCUAAGACUUCUCUUUCUAUUUGCUUUGAAAACACUUAGAAAAGACCCUUAAAGAUCCCAGUGACAACCUUGGAGUGAGCAAGCUUGUCAGGUCACUAGCUAAGGGACAGUGCAAUGAAGACGGAGGCUUUGUCCACGGGAAGAGUGGCCCACCCUCUGCUGUAGCUCUUACUACAUCAAGACAUGAGUUGCUCUCCUUGUCCUAAGAGAAGGAAGAAGCAGAGAGGAGAGAGAGCUACGUGGAGGGCUGGUGAUGUAGCUCAGCGGCAGACCACUUGACUCCCAGGUUCAAGGCCCUGGGUUUGAUCCCCAGCGAGGGAGUAAAAGGAACUACUGCUUUAGGUCAUCUGUCCUUUUAGAUUUUUAGGGCUUUUCUUUUUCUUUUGUUUGUUUGGCCUGUAUGUAUAUUUAUGUACCCUGUGCAUGCAGUACCUGUGGAGGCAAGAAGAGGCCAUCAGAUCCCCUGAGAUUGCUGUCAUAGAUGGUUGUGAGCCUCUAUGUGGGGGCUGGGAAUUGAACUCAGGUCUGCUGCAAGAGCAGCCAGUGUUCUUAACCACUGAGCCAUCUCUCCAGCCCCUACUUUUAAAAUAUUUUUAAAAUUUUAAUUUGUGUCUGUCUGUCUGUCUGUCUGAAUAAACACAUGUUGUAUGUCUGUGUGUGUGUGUGUGUGUGUGUGUGUGUGUGUGUGUGUGUGUUUCCUUGAAUCCAGAAGUGGGUAUCAGCCCCUAGAACUGGAGUUACAGGUGGUUUUAAGCUGCUGGACAUGGGUGCUUGGAGCCAAACUCAGGCCUUCUGGAAGAGCAGCGAGUGCUGUUAACUGCUGAGCCAUACUGCAGCCCCAGCCAUCUACUUCUUGAAUGAAGUAAAACAGAUGAAAAAGUACCUUUCUUUUCAUUUGAAAUAGUAACCGAAUUAGAUGGGCUGUCCCCCUCAUUAGAACAUAUCCAAGAGAGAUGAUAUAACAGAUUAGAGAGUACACAGUUAGCUAUAAGGCAUCCCUUUUUGACUCCUAUCUCUCUGCUGCUGGGGGUGGGGUACUUUAGACAAUUAACUAAAUUUCUUGAGUCAUAUUGUAAAGUGAGAAUAUUACCUCUCUUUAUUUUAGUGUAUGCAUUAGUUAGGGUUCUUAGAAGAAUAGGAUAUGUGUGUGUGUGUGUGUGUGUGUGUGUGUGUGUGUAUCUCCUACCUCUCUCUCUCUCUCUCUCUCUCUCUCUCUCUCUCUCUCUCUCUCUGUAUAUAGUAAAAGAUUUAUUAGGUUGCUUACUGGCUGGGAAACCCAAGAAUGGCUGUCUGAGUUUUGGAGAUGUGAGGAGCCAGUAUCUCACCAGUCCAGGAGGCUGAGUGCCCCAGCAGCCUCAGUCUGGUGCUGAAGACUGAAGGAUUCCUGGAGAGCAUCCGAUCUUCAGGCCAUGCUAGAGACUGAAGCAGCUGGGUUCCCAAGCCGAUGAGGAAGCAGCACUGGCAGAAACAGAGUGGAUGCACUUGCCAGCCUGAGCAAAAGUAGAACGGCAGAAAGCCCACGUUUGCCUUAGACCUCUUUGCAGCUGGGUUGCCUCAGGGAGAGCGAGCAGCUGACACUGAGGGGAGGGAAGGAUGUCCGUUCUCCCCCCCACCCCCACAGAGAAGCUUUCUAGGAAAUACCCUGCCAGGCAGACAUAUCUUAGUAGGUCCCAGAGCUAAUUGGGGUGACCACCAAUAUUAACACACAACAUAGUUUAGAGCAAAGCCUUAAUCAGCAGGUUGUGGGCACACACUGUAAUUAUUAUGAUGAGAGUCUGUUUGCUCGCUUGUCUCAGGAGGAUAAAAUUCGCCUCUGAAUAAAUUAUUUAAAAACCAAA
This is a messenger RNA of Mus musculus (house mouse), 5013 nucleotides long. It is a transcript of the gene Armc2, whose product is annotated as armadillo repeat containing 2. Gene Ontology annotation, biological process: sperm axoneme assembly. The transcript has 18 exons. The coding region runs from base 1220 to 2941 and encodes 573 amino acids. Lineage: Eukaryota; Metazoa; Chordata; Mammalia; Rodentia; Muridae. The record is from RefSeq and is a predicted model, not a curated record.